AUGAAUAUGCUGCACAAUGGUCGCCUCAUGUUUCCGUUGGUACGAUAUCCUGGGUAUCACAGUGUGUGUAUGCUUGAGUUUGGAUCACUUACCUACGACAAGACUCUACUUGAGUUGGAGUGGUGGACCCCGGAUGACAGUGAAACUCCUAUGCCAUACGUUGACUUCUCCGACUACAUCCCAGCCAAUGAGUGGUAUACGGAUGGAGAAGACGAACGACAUCUGAAACACGAACAGAGGACUAAGCAGAUUCGGUCCAUUAAACGAUACCGCGUUCAGUACACUACCGACAACAAAAAAGAAGCCUUGUAUUUUCCGGUGCUGAGAUUCCGCGUGCGACUCUACCGCAAUCCCAGUUUCCACAUGUUUAUCCUGAUCAUCCCGUGUUUACUGUUGUCUCUGCUCACGUUAGUUGUCUUCUGGCUUCCUCCGGACUCACCUGCCAAAAUGAUGUUAGGAAUAAAUAUCUUCGUGGCUUUCUUCGUGCUACUUCUACUGUUGGCCAAAUCAAUGUCGAGUGCGGUGAAAGACUUCCCUCUGAUUGGCGUAUUCUUCUGCCUCAAUAUGGUUCUGGUCACACUGUCCCAAUUUCUGGCUACCAUGGUGGUGAACCUGUUCUACCGUGGAACGGAUGGUCGCCCUCCACCAUUGUGGGCACGUCGA
Opisthorchis viverrini is the source of this 663-nucleotide messenger RNA. RefSeq lists its product as hypothetical. NCBI's taxonomy places the organism in Eukaryota, Metazoa, Platyhelminthes, Trematoda, Opisthorchiida, Opisthorchiidae. The annotation marks the transcript as partial. Gene Ontology annotation, biological process: chemical synaptic transmission; nervous system process; monoatomic ion transmembrane transport. Gene Ontology annotation, molecular function: transmembrane signaling receptor activity; extracellular ligand-gated monoatomic ion channel activity; neurotransmitter receptor activity. Gene Ontology annotation, cellular component: synapse; neuron projection; membrane. The record is from RefSeq and is a predicted model, not a curated record. The transcript has 5 exons.